AUGAUGUCCUGUGGCCGCAGAGUUACGGCCUUAGCGUCGGUUCGCCCGCGCUUCGUUGUCCGCCCCUACUCGUCGACCGUGCCUCGCCUGUCCGAGAACCGCAUCCAAUCCAACGACCCGACCCCGCCGACCCCCAAGCCCAAUGUCUCUGGGUCCAAUGCCAUACCAACUGACUCAUUCGGAUCUUGGGAUGCUUCUCUGCAGGAGGAGCCUGAGGUCGCGGAGCGCAUCCGCAGCCUCCAGGCGCCGAACCGGGCCAACACCUGGGCGGCCAGCCAGCAGCCCCGUGAGCAGGCGAUGACCGGUCCUCGCUUCGAGCAGACUAUUAUGGAAGUGCAGCCGCGACCCAUGGCCGCCAUUGAGCUCAUCCACAAGCAACCGGUGCGGUGGACCAAGUCCAAGGUCGUCAGCUGCGACGGCGGUGGCGGUCCUCUCGGCCACCCCAAGAUCUUCAUCAACACCGACAAGCCCGAGAUUGCGACCUGCGGGUACUGCGGGCUUCCCUUUGCUCACGAGCACCACCGUUCGUACCUGGAGUCGCUGCCCGAAACCAGCUACCCCCUCCAGUCGGCUGGCGACGCUGCCGAGGUGAACGAGACCCAGCGGGUGACGGAAGGCGGACUGGAGCAGCGAUAG
Messenger RNA from Penicillium alfredii, 636 nucleotides. Its product is annotated as zinc-finger domain-containing protein. The transcript has 3 exons. Lineage: Eukaryota; Fungi; Ascomycota; Eurotiomycetes; Eurotiales; Aspergillaceae. The record is from RefSeq and is a predicted model, not a curated record. Gene Ontology annotation, biological process: mitochondrial electron transport, NADH to ubiquinone. Bases 1 to 636 code for a protein of 211 amino acids.